This is a messenger RNA of Arabidopsis arenosa, 1985 nucleotides long. NCBI's taxonomy places the organism in Eukaryota, Viridiplantae, Streptophyta, Magnoliopsida, Brassicales, Brassicaceae. The record is from the annotation of a GenBank genome assembly.
CCAAACUCACUCAAAAUAUCUUCUUUCUUCUUCAUUCUUCUCAAUAUCUCCAAUGGGGUUUGGUAGAUCCUCUUCUUCAUCUUCUUCCUCAGCUCUAAAAUGGCUAGGUUUCGUUACUGCCGUUUGGGUCCAAUCCAUCUCCGGCAACAAUUACACCUUCUCAAAUUACUCCGGCGCACUCAAAUCCCUAAUGAACCUCACUCAGUUAGAACUCAACAGUCUCUCCGUCGCUAAAGACAUCGGAAAAGCAUUCGGAAUCCUCGCCGGACUUGCUUCCGAUCGUCUUUCAACUCCCGUGAUCCUUCUCAUCGGUUGUUUCGAAGGUCUUCUCGGUUAUGGUGUACAAUGGCUUGUCGUAAGCCGCACGAUUCAACCUAUACCUUAUUGGCAGAUGUGUGUGUUUCUCUGUAUGGGAGGGAACAGUACUACGUGGAUGAACACGGCGGUUCUGGUGACGUGUAUACGAAACUUCCGGCGAAAUCGUGGUCCUGUUUCAGGGAUUCUUAAAGGAUACGUUGGUUUAAGUACUGCGAUUUUUACGGAUCUCUGCACUGCUCUGUUUACCUCUGACCCAGCUUCGUUUCUUGUUCUUCUCUCCGUCGUGCCUUUCGCCGUUUGUCUCACGGCGGUUUUCUUCCUCCGUGAAAUCCCUCCGUCUACUACCUCCGACGAGGAUAACGAAGAGUCUAAAUACUUCGCCGUGUUUAACAUCGUUGCGGUUAUUGUUGCUGUGUACCUUCAGUCUUACGACAUCAUCGGAAUCAAAACUGGAGCUUUCUCAAUCGCAUUCGCUUCCAUACUUCUCAUUCUCUUAGCUUCUCCUAUCGCCGUCCCUUUCCACGCUUUUAUCCGAAGCAAAGAUCACGAUGAACAAGACGUAGAAGGACGAAUCGAUGAACCGUUACUGAGAUCAGGAUCCCAGAUUGAAGUGGAGGAAACAAUCGUAGGUGCUGCAGCGGCGGCGGAUAACGAAUUGCCACCGUCGCUUAAGCCGUUAAAUAACGAGGAGGUAGAGAAUCACGGAAAUGUGGUGACGACGGAGAAGAAAAGACCGGUUCUUGGAGAAGAACACACCAUAAUGGAAGCGAUAUUGACAGUUGACUUUUGGGUGUUGUUUGUGUCGUUCUUGUGUGGAGUAGGAACUGGUUUAGCAGUUAUGAACAAUAUGGGUCAGAUCGGGCUUGCGCUUGGUUACACUGACGUCUCCAUUUUUGUAUCCAUGACUAGCAUUUGGGGAUUCUUUGGUCGGAUUCUCUCGGGUACUAUCUCCGAGCACUUCAUCAAAAAAGCUGGAACACCAAGACCAUUAUGGAAUGCAGCAGCUCAGAUCAUUAUGGCCGUUGGAUAUCUACUGAUGGCUUUAGCCAUGCCCGGUUCACUCUACAUUGGUUCAAUGGUGGUUGGGGUAUGCUAUGGAGUCAGAUUAGCUAUAACCGUACCAACAGCAUCAGAACUCUUCGGUCUCAAAUACUAUGGACUCAUCUACAACAUUCUUGUACUUAAUUUGCCUCUAGGAUCGUUCCUCUUCUCGGGUCUACUCGCGGGUUUACUCUAUGAUGCUGAAGCCACACCAACUCCUGGUGGAGGCAAUACGUGUGUAGGAGCUCAUUGUUUCCGUAUGGUCUUCAUUGUAAUGGCGUUAACUUCCAUUAUUGGAGUCGGUCUUGACCUUUUGCUUGCGUAUAGAACAAAGGGGAUCUAUGCGAAGAUUCAUGCGAGCAAGAAGGGUAAGAAAUCUAGUGGUAAUCUUCGAUGAGAGUCGAUUUGCUUUUGGUGACAAUCAUUUUUUGGGUAUCUUUAGUUCUAUAGUAAGCGUAGAUUUGUUGUGUCUAUUUUCCAAAGCAUUUGUGUUCAGUAUUAUUGGAAGGGAUGAUUGUAUUUGUAUGUACACUUAUGCUUGCUAUAUAGUUCAAGCCGGUUAAGUGUGCUUAACCAGUUGUAUGGUUUAAAGUUCAGAUAAUGGUAAAUCAAUAAUCCACAAUUUC